This is a messenger RNA of Trypanosoma grayi, 885 nucleotides long. RefSeq names its product putative intersectin-1-like. The record is from RefSeq and is a predicted model, not a curated record. Lineage: Eukaryota; Euglenozoa; Kinetoplastea; Trypanosomatida; Trypanosomatidae. Gene Ontology annotation, molecular function: protein binding. The coding region runs from base 1 to 885 and encodes 294 amino acids. The transcript has a single exon.
AUGGAGCAGUGCGUCGCGCUGACGGACUACGACGCGUGCGAGGCCGGCGAGAUCAGUUUCCGGCGCGGCGACGUCAUCACCGUGACGGCGAAGGGGAGCACCUCCGGCUACUGGGAGGGCUGCGUCGUCGCGCCCGGGCACGCGGAGGGGUCGUGUGGCCUCUUCCCCAACUGCUUCGUUUCGUCCAACAUGCGACCGCAGCAGAAGCCCACUUUCUGCAACAAGGCCCUCUGCCUCUACGACUACAAGGCGGCCGACGCGUCGGAGAUGUCCUUCCGGAAGGGCGAUCUGCUGGGGGUGGUGCGGCCCAGCGCGUCGCCGGGGUGGUGGUGCGGCGUCAACGAGAGUGAGGCGGGGCGCAUGCGACAGCGACAGGAGUCAGAGGAUGCCGUUGCGCUUGCGUGCGGGACGGUGACGGAGCCGCUUCUUUUGCCAAGCAACUUUGUCACGUGUAGAAUCGUCGUCGCGGCCUUCUCCUUUGAGGCGCGACAGAAACAUGAGUUGGUGUGCGAGGUGGGCGACGUCAUUCAAGUGCAUCGGAAGUGGAACGACGGGUGGUGGGAGGGGACUCUGCGUGGCCGGCGCGGUAUCUUCCCCAGCAACUACACAUUGCCGAACGUGGCGACCACCACUCCUCCUUUUUUCUGCAAUGUCUGCAAGACCGUCUUCGCCGACGGUCCACUUCGCUGUGAAGCGUGCCACAAGGAUGAGGAGGUGACGCGGUCAAUGAUCGCAGCUCUGGAUGACUAUGCCGCAGGGAAGAUCCCCACAUUAGAUCUAUUUGCCUAUGUGGAGAUUGAAAAGACCGGCACAGGCGAAAGGGGAAUAGGCGCAGCAGCAGCAGCUGAGGGAUCCGUGCGCCGUGCUACCGGCAUGCCGGUGUGA